Musa acuminata AAA Group (dessert banana) is the source of this 1316-nucleotide messenger RNA. RefSeq names its product CRIB domain-containing protein RIC5-like. The coding region runs from base 648 to 1316 and encodes 222 amino acids. The transcript is spliced from 5 exons. The record is from RefSeq and is a predicted model, not a curated record. Lineage: Eukaryota; Viridiplantae; Streptophyta; Magnoliopsida; Zingiberales; Musaceae.
CCAUUUCUUCUUGCCGCCCUUCGCGGGAGACCCAACUCCCAAGAUGGGAAACACUCGCCACCACCACCCAUCUCUGCCUCUCCCCGCACAUCAGCAAUAAUAAAAACAAAGCAGCAGCAGCAGCAGUCCGAAGAAGAAAAUGUUAGGAACGUAAUUAGAAGGGCCUCCUCCUCCUCCUCCUCCUCCUCCUCCUCAUCUUCUUCCACUCGUUGACUCGCAUCCAUCGGCCACCUCGAUCGGCCGCGUUCCGAGUGCGAGGUGUCAGGCAACGACCCCCCCCCCCCCCACCGCGCUGUCACCUUGAGGAGGAAUCGGAGAUGGCUCCCCUUUUGGCCAUGACAACGCAUUCCGUUCCGUCGUCGCCUCUUUCUUCUGCUUCUCCUGUCUCGCUCUGAGCGUUUCAUUUGGACGCCUCUUCUUCCUGUUCUUGACUGGUCCUGUGAUCUUGGAGGUAGGCUUGCUUCUGUUCAGAACAAUUGAUCUUUCUUUUGGCUGUUCUUCGAAUCGUUUUGUGUUCGCUACAUCUCUCAGAUCGCCACUGCAUCCGCCUGGGUUCGAUUCAAGCAACGCCGGUGUGAAGUGGGAAUAGUAAUUCCGAGCUGAGCUUGGUUAGAAGAGCUCACAUAGUACCAGAGGCAGAGGCAGACAUGGGCACAAAGAUGAAGAAGGGUAUCUUAAAGCCCCUGAAAUAUUUUUCCCAAAUAUUUGACAAGGAGGAAGCUGACAUGCAGAUUGGGUUUCCAACUGAUGUUAAACAUGUGGCACACAUAGGAUGGGAUGGACCCAGUGUUAGUUCCCCAAGCUGGAUGAAGGAGUACCAUUCAGCACCACUAGGCUCUUCCUGUGGAGAAGAUGGCAGGGAAAGCUCCCCCACAGAGUCAUGGGGCUCUCAAGAGUUUGCAAGCGGAGGGAUGGAAGACUCAUCAGUUCGACAAGCGGCGGGGCGCUCAAAGCCCAGCUCUUCUGCAGUCGAGCCAUCUCCCGACUCCCCCGACUUGCUCCCUGCGUCCACCAAACCCAAGCAUUCAAGACGGCACCAAUCGGAUGGAAGCAUGUCGGGCGACUCCGCCGAAGCGCCGCGGCGCAGCCGGAAGCCACGCAAGAAGGAAGCGGCCGGGCCGUCGGACUCACCGGGGCAAGACAUGCCAGCCAUCCCCAAGCAGUCACACCGGAAGAAAAACAAGGGCUCUUCGAGCACCGGGGGCUCGGUGAAGAGCUCCAAGUCGAAGGCCCCAACGUCGGCGCCGCCCGCAGGUGAGGAGAGCAACACCAAGCCGUCAUCAGAGGCGGCAGAGGAGGACUACAGGGUGCAGUGA